Plasmodium inui San Antonio 1 is the source of this 3483-nucleotide messenger RNA. RefSeq lists its product as hypothetical. The coding region runs from base 1 to 3483 and encodes 1160 amino acids. NCBI's taxonomy places the organism in Eukaryota, Apicomplexa, Aconoidasida, Haemosporida, Plasmodiidae. The transcript has 5 exons. The record is from RefSeq and is a predicted model, not a curated record.
AUGCCCAACAGACAGAAAAAAAUAGAAAAAACUGAAUUAAGAAAAUAUGGUGAAAGGCGUGAUGAGAAAAAUAACACUGGUGACACAUUUGACUUACGGACCAGGCCUCUAGCAGUAAAAUAUACUAAGUCUAAGAAAACUUCCGUGUUUAAAACUCGUAUAGUAGAAGAAUUUACACCUGCUGGAAUUAAGAAGUAUAGUGAAAAUUAUGAAUCGAAACAUUUUAAACUUAAGGAGACCGUAAACAAUGGGGAAAGGAACUGCGAUGAAAAAUAUGAAGGAUCACAAUAUGGGUUCAAGGAGUCCACUCCCUAUGAAAUGCCUAUGGAAGGGGGUUACCAAGGACCAAAUCGGACUAAAUUAAGACAUAAUUUCCCUAUGAGACUGAAUUUUUCUGAUGAUGGUGACCAUGAUGAAAGUUCAAUUUCGCUGAUGGAUACGCUGCCAGCUUCAUUAAGAGUAUGUGAGAAAAUGAUUUACACCCCAAAGAAAAACCUUCGAAAGAAGUCAAGAGACGAGGUAAAGAAGAAAGAACAGUUAGAAUAUUCACUAAGGAAUAGCAUCUCUAACGGAUUAAAGUUAUGUCAGAAGGGUGAAGAAGGGGAGGGUUACAAAUUAAAAAAUGAGGUACCAGAGGGGUUAAAAGAGGGUCGAAGGAGUGAAGAUUCACAACAUGAUGAACUGAAGAACAUUCCAAGGGGAAGACUAAGGGACAUAGAAAGGCGAGAGGAUUUAAAGGAGAAUGGAAUAAAAAACAAACCCGAAGAGGGAUUGAAAGAGGAUAAGGCAGAAGGAGAACUAAGUGAUGAUCAAAACAUAAGCCAUUUGAGUAAUACUACCACAAAAGAUACACCUCAAGAUAUGCCAGGGAAUGUAGAAAUAGACCAUCCGACUGACGCCUCGACAACGCUUACACUUUCCACUACGAAGGAUAGUAACGAAAUAGACAAUCCAACUGAAGUCUCUACAAAACUUACACUUCCUACUAUGAAGGAUAGUAACGAAAUAGGCGAGCCAAAUGACGGCUCUACAACACCUACACUUCUCACUACGAAGGAUAGUAACGAAAUAGACCAACCAACUGACACCUCUACAGGGCUUACACAUCCCACUACGAAGGAUAGUAAAGAAAUACACCAACCAACUGACACCUCUACAGGGCUUACACAUCCCACUACGAAGGAUAAUAUUAAAGAAAUAGACAGGUCCGAUGAAAAUGGCACCAAAUAUAAAUACCCUACUAUGACGGAUUUAACAGGAGGAGCCAAAGCGUCGAACACUACCCCACAUAAUAAUGAUAAAGCUACUACAAGUACAGAGAAAAAGGUGGAGUCAACAAACAAUUCCAGGAGGGAUAACUAUCCGGAUAAACUGAAAGGAAAUGAAGAGAAGGAUACCAUACCAAAUACAGAAACAUAUCUCAUAGGUCCAGCUUCAAAUAAUGAACAGAGAACUAAAAAUCUAUACCCCUUUGCCUCAGCCGUUAGCGAUUCUCGAGUAGUAAGCAGAAUUGAUGAUAAAAAAGACAAAUCGUUGAAUAUUGGAACUGAGGACACCCACCUCGAUGUGUUAAAAGAGCAUGAUAAGAAUAACGUAGAAGAAGACGCAGCAGGAAAUGCUGAAACCCCAAAUGACCUAACAGAAUCUGAAAAGAAAGAUGAAAACCCAAGUGGUUCCGGGAAACAUGCGCAACCUGAUGUGGGGAAACCUGAUCCCAAAGACGCAAUUGAUCAUGCGAUGUCAAAGUACCUACAUCAAAAGGAAAGCGGAAGUGAAAAGAACAAUCAUUCUGCGUCUGCGUCGUGGAAAUACACGGACCCUAAGGAGAAGGAGUCUGAAGAGAUGGAUCAAAAAUCAAAUACUACUUUGAAGCAUCCAUCUCCUCAUUUUAAUGUAUAUGAAAGUGAAUCAGCGGGAACAGAUGCUGAGUCAAAUGACAGUUCUCAUAUUACAUUAGAAGAGGAAACUAUGGAAAAACCUGCACCUACUAUCUCUUCAAUUGAUAAAUAUCCUGUUAUAGAAGAACCUGAAAAAUUGAAGUACGAACACGAGCGAGAAGAUCAAGGCGGACAUGGAGCAUCGAAAGGUCGUUACCAGAAUAGACUAAGUGAUUAUGCAAGAGGUGAAAGAAGGAAAGGGGAGGCACCAAGAGAUAGAUAUCGCCCUAGGGUAAAUGAUUAUGGGGAAGACACAAACCAAGCUAAGUGUGCUCAACCAGAAGAUAAGCACAGCCACAGGAUAAACGCUUAUGAGAAACAGGAAAAGGACCAGGACGGUCGGUAUGAAGAACCAACAGGUAAAUACCGACAUAGAUUAAAUGAUUGCAAAAAAGAGCAUGGGGAGGAAAAAGACACAUAUGGAUUUGAGGAGUCAACAAAUGAUUACCACCAUAUGUUAAAUGAUUAUCACAAGGAACAUAAAGGGGAAGAGAACACGAAAAAAUGUGAACCGCCAAGAGAUCACUAUGACUCCAGAUUGGAUGAUUAUGAGAAACAUCAUGAAGAAGAUGAAAGAGAACAAAGGUAUGAAGAAUCGAUAGAGAGACAUCCCGAUGGGUUAGCAGAUUAUGAAGGGAGAGAAAAUGUAGAGGCAGAAACUGUAGAGGGGGGUCUUGAAAAGGGAAAACUGGAAGAUGAAUUUGGAGAAUCGACAAAUGAUUCUGAACCUGAAAGUCCUUCAAAUGGUUUAGAAGAUGCUGAAAAGGCAAAGGAUAAAGCAGAAGAGAGUCAAACUAAACUUAAUGUCCUAUCGACAAAUAAGGAACAGACCAAAGGAGCGGAUUCAAAAAGAGGAACAUCUUAUAAGAAAAAUUCAAAAGGGGAAUCAGGUAGUUCAAAGGAAUCCUCCGCAGAAAAGUCCCAUAAGAAGGUACAUACGAGAAGUUCAAAUUCGUCAUCCAAUAAAAGAGAUCAAAAUAAUAAGAAUAACGACAAAAAAAAGACAAAAACAAGGAAGAAAAGGAGGAUAGAAAAGACGACCAAAAGAAGGAAAGAAGAAGCGACGUAUCUAAGAAAAAAUGGAAAAAGGAACCACGGAGAAAAAAAAGCAUUAUAUGUGCAAGAUAAUUCCCAACUGAAAAAUUAUGAAGAAGGGACUCCAAGAAGAGAUGACUUAGAUUCAGAAGUGUUGGAAAGAAAUCGACAACAAUCAGAAAAUAAAGAUACGCGCAAAGGGGGAAAAAGGAAAACAAAGAAAACGGAUACAUCGAAGAAUACCAAUCCAUACAAAAGGAGAAAGAAAUAUAAUAAUAGAAAGACAAGAAAAUCGGAAAUUGCAAGAGCCGUGAAAUACUUAUCAGACUGUGCAGAUUUUGAUGAAUCUGCGGAAGGAGGAUUAAAAAAGCAGAAAUCUUCUAAUAAGAAUUCAAAUAAUAAAGAAUCAGGCAGUAAGCAAAAUGAUAAGUCAGAUUAUGCCGAAGGAAAGAAAAAGAGCUCAAGUAGUAGAGAAAAAUUUAAGAUGGAUGACAUAGAAAUAAGUUUAUAA